AUGACGCGUGCCGCCGAGGCCCACGCCGAUGCCCAUGUCGACGCCGCCUCCGCCGCCGAGGACGCCGCCAACAACCGUGUCGCCUCCGCCGCCGAGCAUGAGCUCAAGAUGCUGCGCGAGGCAAAGACACAAAAGCUUACCGAGGAGGUAGAGGCACCUAAGCUUAUUGAGGAGGCGGAGGCAAAGGCACAUAAGGAGCGGGACCAUCAACAGGCUCGAGCCCUCCUUGUCACCCUACACAAGCUACAGGGCACCAUGGGUCCUCUAAUAGCCGUCCAAGUAUACAACAGUCACUUUUGUCCUCUUGUCAGUCGGCUUCGGGACGAGCUCCUCCUAUGUAUAUUCGACUUCUUGUGCGACGACGUUGUUGCGCUACAUUGCCUCCGGUCAGUCUCAAGGACAUUCCGUCGUAUUCUCAACCGUAGAUCGAUCAUUUGGAGAGAUGAGUGGUAUCGUCCCUGCUCAUCGCCUAUCAGCGGCGACGCUUUCUAUCUCCGCGAUAUUUACAGCCAACGGUUUCGAAGACUCCUACAGAGAGACGGCCGCUGCAAUGAUUGCAGGCGCUGGAAUGACGCCCAUUCUUCUCUAUUCUCCGAAGACUGCAAGUUGAGCCAUAGUGACGGUCAAUGGACGUCAGCGAAUUUUGCCCCCAUCAACUGCUUCAACAUCACCUGGGCUAAUAUCGAGGCCCAUAUGGAGAAAUGGCGACAGAGCUUCGAAGGACCCUUGUGGGACUGGCAAGGCAUCCGAGACCAGUGGCAACGCUGCUUCGACAAUUUCAACAUUAAGUGUCACGAUCCCAGCAACGAUACGUGCUGCACGACCUCAGAAGCGCCGACCUGGCCGCAAGCCCGUCUCAAAAUGAGCACCUUCAAGUCGGAUUUUUUUGUAGUUCUCAAUCUACAAUGGCGACCCCACAGCCGCAUCGAUGCGCUCGCUCUUACUGCAGACGGUUGA
Messenger RNA from Pyrenophora tritici-repentis Pt-1C-BFP, 957 nucleotides. NCBI's taxonomy places the organism in Eukaryota, Fungi, Ascomycota, Dothideomycetes, Pleosporales, Pleosporaceae. The record is from RefSeq and is a predicted model, not a curated record.